Molecule: messenger RNA, 1130 nt
Organism: Coregonus clupeaformis (lake whitefish)
Lineage: Eukaryota; Metazoa; Chordata; Actinopteri; Salmoniformes; Salmonidae
Product: melanoma-derived growth regulatory protein
Exons: 3
Coding region: 439-1101 (220 amino acids)
Biological process (GO): extracellular matrix organization
Molecular function (GO): protein binding
Source: RefSeq, a predicted model, not a curated record
UGUGUUGUGUCUGUCUGUCAGGCCGGGAGACAGAUGCCCAAACUUUCCAACAAGAAACUGUGUGCCGACGCCGAGUGUAGCCGUGAAGACUGGAGCUGACUGGGACAACAUCUGGUGAAGACUGGAUCUGACCGGGACAACAUCUGGUGAAGACUGGAGCUGACUGGGACAACAUCUGGUGAAGACUGGAGCUGACUGGGACAACAUCUGGUGAAGACUGGAGCUGACUGGGACAACAUCUGGUGAAGACUGGAGCUGACUGGGACAACAUCUGGUGAAGACUGGAGCUGACUGGGACAACAUCUGGUGAAGACUGGAGCUGACUGGGACAACAUCUGGUGAAGACUGGAGCUGACUGAGACAACAUCUGGUGAAGACGCCGGUUCUACAAACAAGGAGCUAUUACUCCUCGGCCUGAAGUCUUAGAAUGAAACUAACAUGAUCUGCUUGAAGAUGAAGAGGGAGUCACUAGACUGCAGCAUGCAGACAGACCAGGGACCGUACAGGCCAGCAUGCAGACAGACCAGGGACCGUACAGGCCAGCAUGCAGACAGACCAGGGACCGUACAGGCCAGCAUGCAGACAGACCAGGGACCGUACAGGCCAGCAUGCAGACAGACCAGGGACCGUACAGGCCAGCAUGCAGACAGACCAGGGACCGUACAGGCCAGCAUGCAGACAGACCAGGGACCGUACAGGCCAGCAUGCAGACAGACCAGGGACCGUACAGGCCAGCAUGCAGACAGACCAGGGACCGUACAGGCCAGCAUGCAGACAGACCAGGGACCGUACAGGCCAGCAUGCAGACAGACCAGGGACCGUACAGGCCAGCAUGCAGACAGACCAGGGACCGUACAGGCCAGCAUGCAGACAGACCAGGGACCGUACAGGCCAGCAUGCAGACAGACCAGGGACUGUACAGGCCAGCAUGCAGACAGACCAGGGACCGUACAGGCCAGCAUGCAGACAGACCAGGGACCGUACAGGCCAGCAUGCAGACAGACCAGGGACCGUACAGGCCAGCAUGCAGACAGACCAGGGACCGUACAGGCCAGCAUGCAGACAGACCAGGGACCGCAUUCACAAAGCAGCUCAGAGUAGGAGUAUUGAUUUAGGAUCAGUUUUGCGUU